Molecule: messenger RNA, 1107 nt
Organism: Fonsecaea erecta
Lineage: Eukaryota; Fungi; Ascomycota; Eurotiomycetes; Chaetothyriales; Herpotrichiellaceae
Exons: 3
Coding region: 1-1107 (368 amino acids)
Biological process (GO): translation; ribosomal small subunit assembly
Cellular component (GO): ribosome
Molecular function (GO): mRNA binding; structural constituent of ribosome; rRNA binding
Source: RefSeq, a predicted model, not a curated record
AUGGCGCCUCGAUUAUCCCUCUUUACAGCCCGCGCAGUGCCGUUCAGGACGAAACCUACGGUGCCCCAGAAAAGACUUGCUCCUACUCCCGGUCUCCUGCAACAGCGCGCAGCGAGCGAUGAUGCAGCGUCCAAGGACCAGUCCCCCAAAAAGACACCACUCCACCCCCAGGCAAAAGGUCCCACGAUGGACCAGUUACCUCAUGUGACAGAAGAAGCUGUGGCAAUUGACAAGUCGAUGGGGAAUACGCCUCCGGACGUGGAACAGGGGACGCCAGUGCAGGAGAUCUUCCAGCGCGAUAAAGACGCCCAAGACAAAGCGCCGCAAGUCUUGAAACAAGCCCUCAAGCCGGACUCGGCCAGCAGCAACCAGAAGGCCCCCUCGGGCACCCGUUCCUUUUCGACCGCGACCAGGAGGAAUGCCGCUGGGUUGGAAGCCGUUCCAAGCUUGGGCGGAGGGUCAUUAGAUGGCUUGGUUCAGUUUCAGGAUACACGAGUCGUGGGCCUGGAAUACCCGGAGGCGGGCUUCGGGCACAAGUUUGGCCUACCGGAUCUGAAGCCGCUGGGCAAAGCAGUCAACUUCAAGAGAAGAUACGAUCCUGUUGUGGAGCAGGUGACACGGAGUCUGAUGAGGGAUGGCAAAUUGGGUCGGGCGCAGAAGAAUAUGCAGUUCAUCCUCGAUGCCUUGCGAACGUCGUCUGCCCCUCCCACCAACAAAGACCUCAUCAGCCCUUUGCCCUUGCAGUCUCUCCCUCUCACACCAGUCGCCUACCUGACCGCCAUCAUCGAUUCCGUCGCCCCUCUUGUCAAAAUCCGCCAGCAAAGAGGUCUCCUGGGUGGUGGUGCCUCCAUGCCCAUUCCCGUUCCCCUACGCCUUCGUCAGCGGAGAAGGACAGCGAUUCAAUGGAUAUUGACGGCCGCGGAAGGGAGAAGAGAAGACAAAUUGGCGGAGCGUGUCGCGAAGGAGCUGUUGGGGGUUGCUGAGGGUCGGAGCUCUGCGUGGGAGAAGCGAGCACGGAUUCACAAGAUGGCCAUCAGCGCAAGAGCCAACGUCAAAAUUGCGGCGAAUGGGAGGAGGACUAGGACCAAGAGUAUUAGAGGGAAGUGA